CACGGGGACAGCAGCUGGCCGGAGACUCGUAGUGCUGGCAGCGAGAGGCGGUCGGGUUUGGAGCGCUCGGGUCGCUUCGGUGCGCGGUGGAACGCGCCCAGAGACCCGGCUUCCCGCGAGCAGCUCCGCGCCGCGCCUGCAUGAGGAGAGAAAAGCAGAAAUUAGGCAAGAACUUAACUGCAGUCACCAAACUAGAAAGCAGCAGAUUCAAAAUUCAAACCUUGGCAGCCAGAAACUGGAGCUAGAUUUCUAAACCACUUUAUUCUUCUGACACAAGGAGACUAAGCUGAAAUUGCUGCUCAGCUCCCAAGAUGGUGCCACCCAAAUUGCAUGCACUUUUCUACCUUUGCGGCUGCCUCGCUGUGGUUCAUCCUUUUGACUGGCAAUACCUAAAUCCUGUUGCCCAUAUGAAAUCAUCAGCAUGGGUCAACAAAAUACAAGUAGUGAUGGCGGCUGCAAGCUCUGGCCAAACUAAAAUUCCCCGGGGAAAUGGGCCUUAUUCCAUUGGUUGUACAGACUUAAUGUUUGAUCACACUAAUAAGGGCACCUUCUUGCGUUUAUAUUAUCCAUCCCAAGAUGAUGAUUGCCUUGACACUCUUUGGAUCCCAAACAAAGAAUAUUUUUGGGGUCUCAGUAAAUGUCUUGGAAGACACUGGCUUGUAGGCAACAUUUUGAGGUUACUCUUUGGUUCCAUGACAACUCCUGCAAACUGGAAUUCCCCACUGAGGACUGGUGAAAAAUAUCCACUCAUUGUUUUUUCUCAUGGUCUUGGAGCAUUCAGGACACUUUAUUCUGCUAUUGGCAUUGACCUGGCAUCUCAUGGGUUUAUAGUUGCUGCUGUAGAACACAGAGAUGGAUCAGCAUCUGCAACUUACUAUUUCAAGGAUCAAUCUGCUGCAGAAAUGGGGAACAAGUCUUGGCUGUACUUUAGAACCCUGAAACAAGAGGAUAUGCAUAUACGAAAUAAGCAGGUACAGCAAAGAGCAAAAGAAUGUUCCCAAGCUCUCAGUCUGAUUCUUGACAUUGAUCAUGGAAAGCCAGUGAAGAAUGCAUUAGAUAUAAAGUUUGAUAUGGAACAACUGAAGGACUCUAUCGAUAGAGAAAAAGUAGCGGUAAUUGGACAUUCUUUUGGCGGAGCAACAGUUAUUCAGACUCUUAGUGAAGAUCAGAGAUUCAGAUGUGGUAUUGCCCUGGAUGCAUGGAUGUUUCCACUGGGUGAUGAAGUAUAUUCCAGAAUUCCUCAGCCCCUCUUUUUUAUUAACUCUGAAUAUUUCCAAUAUCCUGCUAAUAUCCUAAAAAUGAAAAAAUGCUACUCACCUGGUAAAGAAAGAAAGAUGAUUACAAUCAGAGGUUCAGUCCAUCAGAAUUUUGCUGACUUUACUUUUGGAACUGGCAAAAUAAUUGGACAUAUGUUCAAAUUAAAGGGAGAUAUAGAUUCAGAUGUAGCUAUUGACCUUAGCAACAAAGCUUCAUUAGCAUUCUUGCAAAAGCAUUUAGGACUUCAUAAAGAUUUUGAUCAGUGGGACCACUUGAUUGAAGGAGAUGAUCAGAAUCUUAUCCCAGGGACCAAUAUUAACACAACCAAUCCACACAUCAUGCUACAGAACUCUUCAGGAAUAGAGAAAUAGGAUUAAAGGGAUUUUGUUAAAGUCUUGUUCUAAAACUGUCUAAAAUUAUGUGUAUAUGUGUACAUGAGAGAAAGAGAGAGACUUUUAAUGUAUUUUUCCAAAGGACUCAUUUUAAAAUAUAGGUGAUACUAUAAUGGUGAUUGAAGCUUGGGCUAAGAUUUUUUUCCCUUUACAUGUAAAGAAUACAGUAUACAAUAUUCAUAUCAACCUAAAUUUUAAUUUUACUAAGAUGAUUCCUUUUUAGUGUCAAAGUUAAAAACUGCUUUUACAUUACUUUGAUAGACAAGUAGGUUAAAACAGGCAAAAUGCCAGUGGAAAACUGUUGCAAUGAUACAAGACUCCCUAAACAUACAGUAAAAAACAAAUUUCUUGCCUUUUAUUCUCUAUUCUGGGCAGUAGGGUUAGUUUUAGCAGCAUGAUAUUUUAAGUAGAAUUUGGCAGCACUUCUCUUUGACUUCUGGUCAUGGUAACAAAAAUUAGAUCAAGCAAAAGCCAUUGUUUUAGCACAGGAUUGGUGGUAUCCCAAAAUUUCAAAUCAUGACUAAAUGAGGGGUAGAGAAGGGUUAAGAAUACUGGAGAUAAGAUGAAGGUAAUGGAUUAGAGAAAAUCGGUAAUUUUGGGCAUUUUCUUUAUUCUUUAAGGCAUUCUACUUACUAAUGAAAGGUUUCAUUGGUAUUAUAGCUUUCAGUAGGGAUUCCAGUUAUAAUACAUUAGUUACUGACACAAAGGCUGUGAAGGAUAAAACAUUCAGAAUUACAUUUAGCUUCUUCAUAUUUCAAUAAUUUUAUUUAAUGUGUUCAAUUCUAUAUGUAGUGGUAAAACAGAAUGACAUGAUUAAAUGGAGGUAAAAAUAUAGCUUAAGAGUUUAUACACUUAUAAAUAUGGGAAUCAUGGAAAAUGAUUUUAUUUCCUAAAGGGAUAUAAAAAUGUAUACCACUCAUUUGGUACCUUAGUCCUAUCUUAUUGGUUUCAGGUGAAAAGUCACUCAUUCUGAGAAAUCUGACUUCUGUAUCCAUUGAUUAAAUUUUUUAAAAUAGAGAGCUAAACUCAGCUUGAAAAUGAAGGCAUUCUAUAAUCUGACCCUAAUGCAUCUUCUCUGAGCUUUGCUCCUGGCAAUUCACACUAUAUUGUCUAUAUGAGUAAGCCAAACUUAUCUAUUCAUUAUCCCAGGAAUAAGUAAUAUACUCAUUUACCUCAAUUACUUUAAAUACAAAACCGUCUCCUUUCUACUUACUGAAAUCAUACCCAGUUUUUAAGGUUCAUAACUCUAUUUCCAUUAGGCUUCAGAAUCUGAUAAUGCUUCACAGACACACACAUUUACCCCAGUCUCAUUCAGCAAACCUUCUCCCUAUUCAUUAUAGAAAUAAACAUUUCAACUGUAUGGAUGUCCCAUUCAAUACUUUUUUCUUUUUAAGUCUUUUGUUGGUGGCCCAUGCUGAUGCUGAAAGGAGAAAAUUACUAUUGAAAAUAUCUAAUAAGGUUAAAAAGAAAUAACCUAGCAUAGUGCACAAUGAGUAUUUUUCAGAAAAAAGAAAGAAACAUUUACCAAAUGCCUACUUCUUUUCAGGGACUUUACAUCAAUUAUUUCCAAAACACUGCAAGAAAGAUUUUAUUACCACCACUUUACAGAUGGAGAAGAUCAAAGCCCAAAAUAUUACAUAAUUUUCCCAUGUCACAUAUCUGUUAAGCAGUAUAUAGCUAAACUCUGUUUUCAGAAACUAAGAUCUAUACUUUGCAAAAUCAUGUUUAAAGUCACAGGCUUUAAAGUUAUGUAGGUCUGGGUUUUACCAUGCCUUUGAGACUCACUAGCUGGCUGACCUUAGGCAACUUAUUUAAUUUCUCUAAGAAGCUUCAAUUUUCUCACCUAUAAAAUGUGGAUAAUAUUAUUAUGUACCUCAAAGUUGAUGAUUAAAGUGAAAAAAUACAUUUAAAGUACAAGUGACUAAUAUGUAAGAGCUUACAUUUAUUAUCAUGCUUUCCCCAAUCCUCUAUUAUAGAGGAGAGAAGGAACCAAAUAUGUUCAAGAGUUUGACUUCCUUUUUAAUAAAAUAAGACCAUCACAUUAAUGAUAAACUUUAUUUAAGGAUAAACUUUAUUCAAAUCUUGUAUUAGAAUACUUCCAAAUUCAAACAAUGUUGUCAGAUGUUUAGACAAACAGGUAAAGUUUCAAAAUCAAGACAAAAAUUCUGAAGGAGAGACUGCUAAAACGCUAUCCUCCUAAGUAGUAUCAACUAAUGUACUUGUCAUGAGGCUAUAUUUUUCUGUUUUAACUUAAACACUGUAUUUGAAAGGUACCAAAAUAUUUUUUAUUUUUUUGAGACAGAGUCUUGUUCUGUCACCCAGGCUGGAGUGCAGUGGCACAAUCUUGGCUCAUUGCAACUUUUGUUUCCUGGGUUCAAGUGAUUCUCCUGCCUAAGCUUCCCAAAUAGCUGGGAUUACAGGUGUGCACCACCACAUCCAGCUAAUUUUUUAUAUUUUUGGUAGAGACAGGGUUUCACCAUGUUGGCCAGGCUGGUCUUGAACUCCUGACAUCAAGUGAUCUGCCCACCUCGGCCUCCCAAAGUGCUGGGAUUACAGGAGUGAGCCACCAAGCCUGGCCCAAAACAGUUUUUUGAAAUGUAAUGUCUUAGUAAACUGUUUAGCAAAAUAAAUCCUCCUAACGAAUUAGAAACAUAAGAAAAUAAAAGGCAAAGGAAAGAUCCCAGAUCCAUAUAUACAACAGUAUCACUAUAAAUAGACUCCACAGUCAACCUGAGACCUAUUUUGUUUUCCACCUAUAUAAAAGUUUUUGAAAAUGACAGCUUCUUGUGGUUAUAUGUUUUCCAGUUUCUCAAAUACUCUGUUGGUCUGGGUAAGAUGCCACUUGUUCAAGAGCAGCUUCUGACUGAUUGGCCACAGCUACAGAUCCACAGUUAAAUCUCCAUCACUUCGAAACCCCUUUUCUAAAACAAAAAAAAGAAAAACUUCAAACUGAGAAAGAAACAUACAAACAAAAGAAAUUAUUUACAUGUGUGUUACCAUGACAAAUGUAAUAUUCUCUAAAAGGGGGGGAACAGAUGAGUAUUCUAAUUACUAUAGGGCAUUAUAUCUAUAGAAAUAAUGUUUUAUUUUCUUCUUAAUAUUUUAGUUCUCACACUGUACCAUCAAAUCAUCAAGUUUCUCUAAAAAAUCAUGAAAUUGGCUUAUUUUAUAUUUUGCUAAAAUGGUGUUAUGAAGGCUGAUAAUCAAUUGGUUCUUUGUCCUUUUUGAUUGGUGUGUAUUUUCACAUGAUACUAAAGCUACCAUGAGCUGAUUUUAUUCUCAAUGUGCCUCAAUUCUAAGAAUCACUGCAUUAAGUAUGAACAGGAAUGUGCAAUACCAAGAACCAGCCAAUAAUUUGAAUCUUAUGUAAACUAAAGAGUCAGAAAUUCCAAGAGAUUAUUUAACAAAGAUCAUUUAAACAUACGAGCUAGUUAACAGAGAAAAUUCUUUAAAAUAUGAAUUUAUCAUAUUCAUAAUUUAACUUUCAAGAUUAAUUCAAUUAACAAAUUUCCUAUAUUUCAAGAAAUCCUCAUCUUGGUUAUAUAUUCCCAUAAGUAUAUUUAAACAUUUUUUUUUUUUACCUAAAGUGGUUUUUCUUCCCUACUACUUCCGUCCAAAAAAAUUGAUAAACCAUUUUUGUUUGAGGGGUUCAGCAUUAACUAUAUAUACACACAUAUUUUGAGAUGGCCCGACUUACACUGGUUUGACUUACAAAUUUUCAACUUUAUGAAACGUUUAUCAGGGUACUCAAAUGCAUUUUAACUUGAUAGUUUCAACUUACAGGUUUACCAGGAUGUAGCCCCACUGUUGUAGCAUCUGUAUUUGAGUAAUCUUUGCCUAUAAAUUUGUCAGGGUAUUUUUACACUAUUGGCUCAAGAAUGUUAUAAUGCUACUGGACAUAAGUUGGCAACCAUUUGGUUUUUGGAAGGACUUUCGGUAUUGAACUAGGUCUGCCCUAGCUAUUUAAUUCCUGGGUAUUUAUCCUAAGGAAUUAGAGUUAAUUGUUUCUUUCUUCUGUGGACCAUUGUUUUUGAUAUUAAAAAAAUAUGACAGUUUGUAUCAUGUAACUGUAAAAAUGUAAACACAUUUGUAGCAUGACCUUUUAAAUAAAGCAAGAUUUAAAUAAAGCAAAAAAAAAAGCCUUUUAAAA
This is a messenger RNA of Callithrix jacchus (white-tufted-ear marmoset), 5799 nucleotides long. It is a transcript of the gene PLA2G7, whose product is annotated as phospholipase A2 group VII. Gene Ontology annotation, molecular function: 1-alkyl-2-acetylglycerophosphocholine esterase activity. The record is from RefSeq and is a predicted model, not a curated record. NCBI's taxonomy places the organism in Eukaryota, Metazoa, Chordata, Mammalia, Primates, Cebidae.